GAAUUGGAAAAUCUGUUGUGGGCAAAAGCGAAAAAGAAUAGGAAAAUCUGUUGGGGAAUCUACGGAUAGUAAACAAACACACACCUUGAUUUAGGGUCCGAUUCCUUCACAUCACGUCAUGGUUCUUAGAGGUUGUAGGACAAGAACGAGUCUUCCUCUCAAUCGCGAAAUGCAAUUACAAACAUCCGAGCAAAAACUGCACUGCACGACACAAUUUCCAACGUUUUGACUUCAAACAACCCAAUUCGUUAGCUUGGUUGACAAGUUACACCAGAAAUUCGUCGGACAAUGUGGAAAUUCUUCCCUAGGAGCAUAAGAAACUCGAAAAAUAUUACCCCAGAGCAGAGAGUUCCAUGUAAUUUUCUUACCCCACUUAAAUGUUCCAGCAUUGGUGGAGCAUCCCAGGCUUGUGAUAUUUUUUGCUCCCAAUUCAUUUUGGUCCUGUGGGAUGCAUGAAAUAUUUCUCUUAAUUCAAUUUCUUCUUUUGGGCAUCUAUGAUUUUCCUUAGACAAGCUUAGAUUUUGGCCAGAACACAGUUUUGCGGAUAGAGAGAAAUGAUUAGUAGAGAUAGCGGAGUUAUGAAGGCAUGGGAAUUCACGGUGCGGAAGACGCAGGCAGUUGCGAAGAAGCGCGCGAACAGCAUAUUCGGGUUAGGGACGGUGUAUAUGGCUCACUCAGACGAAGGAAGCCACCACGAUGAAAACCCAGAAGCGUUAGAAAUAUACUUAUCAGAGAAGGUUCUUCCUAAUGGGGAUUACUAUAAAGGCCAAUGGGCAGAUAGUUUUCCACAUGGUCAGGGCAAAUACUUGUGGACUGAUGGGUGCAUGUACGUUGGAGAGUGGCAUAAAGGCAAGACCAUGGGAAGAGGAAGGUUCAGCUGGCCUUCAGGGGCCAUAUACGAAGGUGAAUUUAAAAGUGGCUACAUGGAUGGAACAGGAACCUACACGGCCCCUAAUGGUGAAACCUACAAGGGACAAUGGAGUAUGAAUCUAAAGCACGGCCAAGGAGUGAAGUGUUUCUUGAAUGGAGAUAGGUAUGAAGGAGAAUGGAAACGAGGGCUAGAGGAUGGUCAGGGGAAUUACUUGUGGAAGAAUGGGAAUCAAUAUUCCGGAGAAUGGAGGAAUGGAUGUAUAUGGGGGAAAGGGUCGUUUGUGUGGACAAAUGGGAAUAGGUAUGAUGGGUAUUGGGAAGAUGGUUUGCCCAAAGGAAGUGGAAGUUUUCAAUGGCCAGAUGGGAGCGUUUAUGUGGGUAACUGGAGUAAAGAUCCUAAAGAACAAAAUGGAACGUAUUAUCCAGUAGGAUCAUCACAAGAAGCACAUUUAGAAUGGGAUCCUCAAGAAGUGUACAAUGAGUUGAGUGAGUUUCAGGUUUGUCCAGGAGAGAAGGUUUCAAUUUUGCCAUCUCAAAAGAAGCUUGCAGUUUGGAGAUCCACCAAGACUGGGGAUGGAAAGCCAAGGAGAAGGUCAGUGGAUGGGAGGGUGAGUGUGGGUGUUGAGAAGCCGUAUGAUAGAAUGAAUUUAUGGGAUGGUGGGGUGGAUGUUCCGGUCAUUGAUACUGACGCUGUUGGUGAUUCAACUCCUACUGCGGUCAAAGCAUUACAUGAGGAUUUGUUGAACAUGCAUAUAGUUGAUGAUGCUAUUUCAAGAGGGGGUCCACUUAAAGCUCCCAGAAAAUCUAAGAGGCAGGGAGAGAUCAUAUGCAAAGGCCACAAAAAUUUUGACCUCAUGCUCAAUUUGCAACUGGGGAUUAGGCAUUCUGUUGGAAGGCCUGCCCCUUCUGCAUCUCUUGAUUUGAAACCUUCAGCUUUUGAUCCCAAGGAGAAAGUUUGGACAAGAUUUCCCCCUGAAGGAUCUAAAUAUACCCCACCUCAUUCAUCCACAGAGUUUAGGUGGAAGGACUAUUGCCCUGUAGUUUUUAGGACUUUAAGGAAGCUAUUCAAGGUGGAUCCAGCUGAUUACAUGAUAUCCAUAUGUGGAAAUGAUGCCCUUCGUGAAUUUUCCUCUCCUGGUAAAAGUGGCAGCUUCUUUUACUUGACCAACGAUGACCGUUACAUGAUCAAGACAAUGAGAAAAGCUGAAGUAAAAGUGCUCUUGAGAAUGCUUCCAGCCUACUACAAUCAUGUUCGAUCCUUUGAAAAUACACUAGUGACUAAAUUUUAUGGUCUGCAUUGUGUAAAGUUAACAGGAACUGCUCAGAAGAAGGUUCGAUUUAUCAUAAUGGGAAAUCUAUUCUGUUCUGAGUACACCAUUCAUAGACGCUUUGAUUUGAAGGGUUCUUCGCUUGGCCGUAUCACAGAUAAACCUGAAACAGAGAUUGAUGAAACAACCAUCCUUAAAGAUCUUGAUCUUAACUUUAUAUUCCGAUUGCAAAAAUCUUGGUUUCAGGAGUUUUGCAGGCAAAUUGAUAGAGAUUGUGAGCUUUUGGAACAAGAGGGGAUAAUGGACUACAGUCUACUUGUGGGUAUUCAUUUCAGAGACAUAUCAGAGGAUGGGGACCUUAUUCCUUCAGAAUCUUGUAAUCCUACAGUUGAUAUGGAGGGCAAUGGAACUCCCCGUAUUUCAAGAGCUGACAUGGACCAGCUUCUUUUAGAUCCUUCCAGGUGGGCUAGUAUCAAAUUGGGUGUGAAUAUGCCAGCUAGGGUGGAAAGAACGGUGAGAAGAGGGGAUUGUGAACUACAGCUUGUAGGAGAACCAGUUGGAGAAUUUUACGAGGUUGUGUUGUUUUUUGGUGUGAUUGACAUACUUCAAGACUAUGACAUCAGCAAGAAGCUCGAGCAUGCAUACAAGUCCUUUCAAUAUGAUCCAACCUCAAUAUCAGCCGUUGACCCUAGACAAUAUUCAAGACGCUUUCGUGACUUCAUAUUUAGAAUAUUUUCUGAAGACAUUUGAAGAAGCGCAUCAACCAUCUCUUCACUUUUUAUCUUCUCAUGGCACCCUUCAUACUCACUUCAAAGCCUGAUGUAUCCAAACUCAAAUUUUUAACUAGUAGGAUGGCCAGACGUGACUUGGGAUAUCACUCCUCCAAGCUAACUUUACUUCAAUACAUAUUCUUUCAUUUCAUUCAUUUUAUGUACUAUGCAGUACCUAUAUCAUAUUCCUGAACAUGCCACGGAAAAAAGUAGGCCGGCCGCCCUACCUCACCUUCCCUUUUUUCCCUUAACUGCUGACAGAAUACCCAUAGACUUCCUGACCAAUUCAUCUUUCCUCGUAGAUGGGCAAGACAAGAGGGUGAUGAGGAGUUCCGACAUUUGUAUUGGAUUGAAGUGUAUAUAGGAAAAUUGAAAUGGAUAAGUUAAUGUA
Messenger RNA from Prosopis cineraria, 3299 nucleotides. RefSeq names its product phosphatidylinositol 4-phosphate 5-kinase 5. Gene Ontology annotation, biological process: phosphatidylinositol metabolic process. The record is from RefSeq and is a predicted model, not a curated record. The coding region runs from base 555 to 2888 and encodes 777 amino acids. The transcript is spliced from 8 exons. Gene Ontology annotation, molecular function: 1-phosphatidylinositol-4-phosphate 5-kinase activity; ATP binding. Lineage: Eukaryota; Viridiplantae; Streptophyta; Magnoliopsida; Fabales; Fabaceae.